Messenger RNA from Tetranychus urticae (two-spotted spider mite), 2825 nucleotides. RefSeq lists its product as uncharacterized. Lineage: Eukaryota; Metazoa; Arthropoda; Arachnida; Trombidiformes; Tetranychidae. The record is from RefSeq and is a predicted model, not a curated record.
UGUUAACUUGCCUGAGUUUGGAGUUUUGUAUAUUUUCACUCCCAGGACAAGUUUAACAUUAUUAGUUAUUGUCUAACUUAAUAUAUUGUCAUAAGUUAUAAUCGUUAUGAAUAUAAAUUUGAUUGUGAAAAGGAUGUCGGUGAUGAUUGGAAUGAGGUGAAGAGAGCAAGGUUAAGGUAAAAAAAGGACAGUGAAUGGUGUUUGGAUUAAAUGGAAAUUGAUAAUGUAAUGGAAACGAAAUUUGGUUUCACAGGUUUAACAGGUUAAAUGUUAUCAACAUUUGAAACAUUUUCUUCUCUUUUCCUCUCCUGUUCAACUUACAGCCUUAACCAACAACAAUCAAUACAAUUUCAUCGUGUCUCAAUUCAUCUAAUUGUGCUUCAACACUUGGUUUAACAAUUGUUCAUAAGGAUUUCAGAUUUUGGAUGCAUUUUGGAUACAAAGUUGCCUGUUAAAAUUAGUGAAAACGAGAAAAAUUCAUCAAUCAAUUGAGAGUUUAAUCCAAAUGUUAAAGUGUUUGUGUUCAAUUUCAGUGUGUUCAAGUCCAGUUAUGGAUAGAUAUGUAAUCCAGUGAGCCUUGAAGUUGUUACUAUUCAACAAUAUCAUCAGUAAUCAUCACAAAUCAUCAAAUCAACCAUUAGCCUCAUCACUCCAACAUCAACAACACUAUCAAAAUCUGAAAAGGAUAGGAAGAUGGUUAAAUCAAUUACGGUGAAAAGUUCAAUUGUUCAAAAAUUUGCUCUUGUAGUUGUUAUAUUCAUCUUUUCAGUGAUCAAUAUUUUCAUCAAAGCUUCUGUGAAAACAAACGAUUGUCCAAGAAGCGUUGACCAUUGUGCUAAAAACAUGAAGAGCGUUCUCAACGAUACAAGAUUUACCUUUCCUCGGAAUGACCAUCAAUUGGAUAUUUUAUGUCAUCAUUUAAAUCGAACCAUUACCUGCAUCAAUAAAUUCAUCGAAUGUGAUCUUACAUCAAACGUUAAGAAGGACACUUUCAAUGGAUUACUUCAGUUAAUGGAGAAACUGUGUUCAAAAUCAUCCAAGUUCAGAAUAGAAUAUUUAAAACAUGCUGAAUGUUAUCAUAAAUUAGCUCCUGUUUACACCAAAUGUUAUCAACUUUAUUACGAAAGUGAAAGGAAAAGGAUUGAACUAAAUCGUAAUAUAACAACCUCUCAACACCUAAUCUUAUGGUGCUGCAACUAUAAAAACCACCGAAAGUGCACCACUGAUCCUGUUAGUAGGUAUUGUGGUUCUGAUGCUGCCAACUUAGCUGAACAAAUUGUGAUUAUUAGUGAAGGUCAAGAAACACUUGACCACUGUCCUAAGCAUAUAAUUACAUCGUCAACAUGUCUUAAACAGUGGGAAAGCCUUGGUUUACUUGUAAAUACAACCUACACUUCAAAUGGAAACAUUGAAUUUCUGUCAGAUGAAGAUAAUUCCCUUUAUCCGGAUCGUAUAUCAUCUUCAGCAUUUUCACCAUCCACUAGAAAGUGCAACAAUCAUUUAAACAAAUUAACAUUGGUCAAUCCGUUUCUCCCAUCGAUCCUUCAAUCACUUGCUCUACUCGUCAUUAUACUUGUUUACAAUCAUUUCAACGUUUUCUGCACUUUUCCAGUCAACUCUUGUCAACACUCGCCAACACUGGAAACACCAAAAUUCAAACAAUUUUCACAUUUACAAGCAACUCCAUCCAAUGGAGCUUUGAAACAUUGGUUUGAAAGGUCAUCUUUGGUGAAGGAAAAGACAUGAUAACAGUUUUAGUUAUAAUCAAGAAGCAAAACUGAAUUGUGUGAUUAAACUUUUUACUCUAAUUGUGAGGUGAAAAUUGUGCAAACACUUGAAAAGAAAUGCGCUUUUUUGCCGCAACACUUUUUUUAACGAACCCAACAUUUGGAUGGAAAUGAAGUUAUGGCCAAUCUUUUUUUCGUCUCUGGUUAAUCAAUUAUUCCCUGGUUAUUAGAUGAAAUUAUUUUCAAUUUUCCUUCUCCUUCUUCCUAACUGUAUUAAAGACGUUAAUCAAUUCAAAAAACAAGGAUAUCAAUCAAUCUCUCAAUCGGAAUGUCAAUCAUAUCAACAAAAAUUAAGGAAUUAACACUUUUCGGUUGUAAAUUGCAACUAAAUUGACCACACUUUACACUUACACUUGUAAACAAUCCCAACAAUCACUUUGAAUCGUUAAAUUGUUGAAGAAAUUAUUUUGAAGCUAAAAGCAUUAAAGUAAUUGAACAUAUCUUUUUGUUUGUUGUGACCAUUAUGUUGAAUCUUUACACUAAAGUCAAUUCAUAUUGAAAAAGGUUGGCAAAAGUAAAACUUGUGACUUUGUCCCAAUUGAAAAUUGAUGAUAAUUUUAAACAUUGAAAGUCAGAUUUAACUAGCAAUCAAGCAUUUUUGGAUAUACAUUUGUUAUUAACAUUGUUUGUUCAAGAAAAUUUUACUUCUUUCCAAAGGUGAUUUUCUUGAAUCUUGACCACGGUAAGCAAGAAUCUUCUUGUUUCAUGUUGAUCAAUUUUUUUACUGAAAUUAGAUAUGCUCAUGAAGUAAUUGGUUUUGUGUCCAAAAUUGAUAAUUAAAUCUGAUAUUCAAUCUUUAAAACUGGGAGACUUUUUUUCAUUCUGACAAACGAAAGCUUUGUUAGCUUUUUUCAAUGUGAAUUGACUGUAAUAAAUAAAUGUAUUAUUAAGAAAAAAAGACAUUAUCUUCUUUAUACUGAUUAUUUAAAUAAAGCUUACAAAUUCAAAUGCCAUUUUCUGAAUUUACGUCAUUUGGAUGAUUGAUUUAUUCAAUUUUAAUGUACAUUUCGAUUUAGAGUAUAACUGAAAAGGUGCUUA